CCUACUUGACGCUAGAGAUUUUCCUGUAUCUCAUGAAUUUUGCGAUUUUUUUUCAGGAAUUUCUGGGGAAAUUUUACUAGAAAUUCUGCAGGAAUUAUUUUUAUCGAUCUGGCAACACUGUCGUACACAUAAGUAUUUGCGAGCCCUGUGGGAAAUUUGUAAUAUUAAUUGUCCAAACUUUAAGUAUUGGAUAACCAUGGUUCGAAAGUACGAAAGAAAAACAGCUAGAGCUAAUACUCCACCUGAUAUUAUGCUUAAAGCUGUCAGAGCUGUUAAAUUAAAUAACCUAUCAAUCCGACAAGUUGCUGAAAAGUUUAAUAUCAAUUAUCGUACGUUAACUCGUUAUUGCAAAAAGAUUCCUGAAGAGGAAUUACUAUGUGAGAAUAUUACCACCCCAACGAUUUCUAUAGGUUAUGUUAAAGUCAGACAAACUUUCACUAACUCUCAAGAACAGGAGUUAAUAAAUUACAUUCGGCAUGCAUCAGAUAUCUAUCUUGGUCUUUCUACCAAAGAAGUCAAAAUCUUGGCUUAUAAUUUAGCUCAGUAUAAUUCCAUUAAGAUGCCUGCAUCCUGGAUUAAAAAUAAAAUGGCGGGAGAUGAUUGGUUAAAUGCAUUGAUGAAACGUCACAGUGAUCUUCCAAUUCGAAAAACAGAAACCACAAGUAAAACGAGAGAAAUAAGUUUCAGCAGAGCUAAUGUUGAGUUAUUUUACAAGAAUUUGGAAAGGAUAAUGACUUGUUAUCAUUUUCAACCUGAAGAUAUUUGGAACAUGGAUGAAAUUGGAAUAACAACUCUCCACAUACCAAAUAGAAUGGUUGCUCGGAGAGAUCAAAAGCAAGUUGAAAACAAUAUUUCAGCUGCACGUGGAAAUUUAGUUACUGUGGCUUGUACUAUAUCUGCAAAAGGAGAUCACAUGCCACCCUUUUUUGUGUUUCCUCGUGUAUAUUUUAGGGAUUAUUUUAUUGCAUCUGCUCCAGCUGGAACAAGUGGCACUGCCAACAAGUUGGGUUGGAUGGAAGAAAAAGACUUUGAAAAAUUUUUAAGACACUUUCAUGCUCACUCAAAGUGCUCGAUUGAAAAACCAGUUUUGUUAUUAUUGGACCAACAAAGUUUACAUCUCAGUAUUGAAAGUUUAAACUAUACAAAAGGAAAUGGAAUUGUGAUGUUAUCCUUUCCACAAUAUUGUUCACAUAAAUUACAACCUCUUGAUAGAACAAUAUUUGAACGCUUCAAAGAACAUGUAAAUUCUGCUUCUAAUGCUUGGAUAUUAAACAACCCUAACCACACAAUGAAUAUUUAUAAUAUCCCUGAAGUUGUUGCUGUUGCCUAUCCUCUUGUCAUGACACCAACAAAUAUUCAAGCAGGUUUUAAAUGCACUGGCAUAUUUCCUUAUAAUAAUGACGUUUUCUCAGACUUGGAUUUCGAAUCAGAUUUCAUCACUGAUGAAUCAUCUCUUGAAAAAAAUGUAGUAAAGAAUAAUGACGAAGAACAACUUAUAAAAGAAGAUAUGAUAAAAAUAGAAACAGCUAGUUUUUGUUCUUCAGAGUGUGAUGUUUCUGAAUCAUUUCCUGAAGAGUCAGACAAAGUUUUUAAAAUAUCAAGUGAUGAGGAGAAAGAAAAAAUGGAAGAUUUUCAUUCUUCUAAAAUUGGUCCAAGGAAAAGUCCUCGUAAGUAUGCAAAAAGACAAGUAGCAACAACUGUUGCUGAUAUACCAGCAAUAAAAAAACUGGAACUAGAAAAUAUAGAAAAUAAGGACACAAAUAAAAGAAAAAGUAUCAAAAUAUCACUUAAAAAAAUGAAUAAAGAAACAAAAGAUGAAAAUUCUACUAAAAAACUCAAAGAAAUUAAACAAGUGACAAAAUGUAAGAAGGUUGCAAAGAAGAAGGAAGCUCUUAAAGAAAAAGAAUGUUUUUGUACAAUUUGCCUGAAAUCUGAUCCUGACAGUUUGUCUAAAGAAAAAUGGGUCCACUGCACUCAUUGUAAGAAAUGGUCUCAUGAAGCAUGUAUUUCUGUUGUAUCAUAUUAUACAUGUCGCAAAUGUGAGUCUAUGUGAGCUCCUACAUUAUAAAAUUGUUAUAUAAUUCAGACUGCAAUAUGUUAUUUACUGUAAGUUAAAUCUUUAUAAGAAAUGCAUACACCAAAAAAAUUCUAUUGUAAAAAGUUAUCAUUUUAUGUCAAUGAUUGUGUAUUAAGUUAUUUUAAUGAUUAUAAAUUAUUAUUGUUUGACUUAUUUUAUGAUUAUUUACUAAAAACUACAAAAAAGGUAGUGCAAAAGUUUUACCUUGUAUUUAACUUUAAAAAAAUUAUCAUAAAAUACUCAUAAAAGUUAAAUAUAUAUUUUAUAAUUAAAUUAUUACUAUUUUAAGUGAUUAUUUUAUGAAGUACCUGAUUACGUAACUUUAACUUUACUAAAUUAUUAAGAUGUAUUAGAAUUAUAACUAUUUGUAUUGUUUCUUCUAUAUGAAAAACGUGACAUGUCUCAGAUUGUAUAAUGAUCAAUCUUGGAUUUAUUAUAUGUUGUCAUAUUUGUAUAAUUUAAUUUAUAACUAAGGCCACGUUCUGUGUUACGCAUAUGCGUGCAUUUAUCUAUAUGUUAUGUAUAUUGUAGGAAAUGCGCGCCUCAUGCGCAACUCGGAACGCACCCUAAGUAACUUUAUUAUGUAUGUGUGUAUAUAUAUAUAUAAAAGAGUUUUUUCUAAAUCUAAGAAAUGUAGCAAUGUUAAAAUGUGCGUGACAAAAUAAAAUAAUGUAUAGAUUUUUUUAAA
Molecule: messenger RNA, 2765 nt
Organism: Odontomachus brunneus
Lineage: Eukaryota; Metazoa; Arthropoda; Insecta; Hymenoptera; Formicidae
Exons: 4
Coding region: 197-2053 (618 amino acids)
Cellular component (GO): nucleus
Molecular function (GO): DNA binding
Source: RefSeq, a predicted model, not a curated record